AUGGUGCGGGUGAAAAAGCGCGCGUCCAAGCGCAUGACGCUGAAGCAGCGUGCCAAAAUCCAUAAGAAGGUGCAAGAGCAUGGGCGAAAGCAGCGGCGCGAGGCACGGCGCAACCCCCAGCGCAAGUCCAAGAAGGCGGACCCUGGCAUCCCGAACCUGUUCCCGUACAAGGAAGAACUGCUGAAUGAGAUGGAGGAGCGCCGCCGAAUCGCGGCGGAGCAGCGCAUGCUUGCGAAGGAAAAGCACCAUGAGGACGACGAGGACGAUGCUGAGGACGAGGAAGAAGAGCCUGUGCCGGAGCCGGCACAGGCGACGCCACAUGUGCGGCCGCGCGCGCCGAUGCUUAGCCGGCCGCUCGCGGAUGUUGUCGCGCCUAAAAGUGAAAUCAAGGCUGUGGUGUACGUGCUGGAUGCUCGUGAUCCGUCGAGUUUUCGCCGGGCUUGGCUGGAGUCGCAGCUGCGCUCGAACAAGAGCCCCAAGCUGACGCUGGCGCUCGCCAAGGCCGACCUGGUGCCGUCGGAAGUGCUCACAGGGUGGUUGUAUGAUCUGCGGCGCGCAGGACUGGCCGCAUUCCCUACGAGCGUGCGGCCGGGUGCGGAACCGGAGGGCGUGGAUGCUCUUGCUGCGCACUUGCGCGCGGUGAGUAAGGGCGAUGUUGCCGUGCUUGGCCUUGAGCAUGUGGGCAAGACGGAUCUUGCUGCCGCACUGCAGGACACUAUGGAAGGCGUGCAGGUGUACGAUACACCGAGUCUUGUCCGCUCGGCGAUGCCUAUGCCCACGGAGGACGACGAAGAUGAUAUGGCCGAGGAGCUGAGUCGUAUGGAGAACCAGGCCAAGCUUCUGUGGACCCUCAUGCGGAACCAGGGACAGGUGCAGCGUUUCAAGGACCCUGUGGCCCUUGUGCGCAUGCUGUUGCCGCGUGUGGCGCAUCCUGUGGAUCUGAUGAUCGCGUAUGGAACGCCAGCCUUUGGCUCGUUUGUGCCGGAGCGCGCGACGUUGGCCGAUGACGUGCCUGAUGACGAGGCGAUGCGCGAGUACGAGCGACAGACCGAGACCAAGGCUAUGGCCGAUACGGAGGAGUUUCUGAUCGGCGUGGCGCGAUCCGUCGGUCGCCUGAAACGUAUGGGUAUGCCCGAUACGGCCGGCGCCGCGCGCCUGCUGCUACGCGACUGGGCGCAUGGCGGACUGGGAUACUAUGCGAUGCCUCAUACCAAGGCCAAGGCGGUGCAAACGAAAGGCUCGAAGCAGGACAAGGCGCUGUGGGCCGAGGUCGAGCAACUUGUACAGGAUAUGGGCGCAGUGCUCCCGCGCAAAGAGUGGCGACAGGCCUGGGCCUCGAAGGAGCUUCGCCUAAAGGCACUAGAAAAGGCGCCUUAUGAUGAGGACAAGCUGGCCUUUAUGCCGAUCCUGGAGGACCUUGACGAGGACGACGAGGUGGAAGAGGACGACGUCGAAGAGGACGACAACGAAGAGGACGACGACGAAGAGGACGACGACGACGACGACGAAGAGGACGACGACGAUGAGGAUGAGGAGGAUGAGGAAGGCGAUGAUAACAUUGAUGACGACGAUGAGGAGGAUAUCGAUGAUGGAGACCUCGACGAAGAAGACCUCGACGAACAGCUGGUCCCGCCGUCUUCCAGGAAACGCUCCAAGGCCCCGAUGAACGAGCGUGCCCGUAAACUAUCCAAACCUACCAAGGAGGCGCGACCGGCCAAGGCGCCUCGUCCGUCCAAGGCGACUCGACCUGCGCAGGCGCCGCCCAAACGACGUACUCCGGCACCUGGAGAGGCCUAUGAUAUCAAUGCGUACUUUUAG
Molecule: messenger RNA, 1818 nt
Organism: Malassezia sympodialis ATCC 42132
Lineage: Eukaryota; Fungi; Basidiomycota; Malasseziomycetes; Malasseziales; Malasseziaceae
Cellular component (GO): nucleolus
Source: RefSeq, a predicted model, not a curated record